Blastomyces dermatitidis ER-3 is the source of this 1847-nucleotide messenger RNA. RefSeq lists its product as uncharacterized. The coding region runs from base 541 to 1527 and encodes 328 amino acids. The transcript has 3 exons. The record is from RefSeq and is a predicted model, not a curated record. Lineage: Eukaryota; Fungi; Ascomycota; Eurotiomycetes; Onygenales; Ajellomycetaceae.
CGGAUAGCAUUCUGGGGGAAGGGUUUAACCCCUAGUUAUCCAUAGGAGGUGAGGUUGCUCUGACAUGAUCGCGCCUUCAACAAGUGCAACUGUCGCGCGAACGCGACGACCAACAUCCAUCUACUUGCAUUCCCCCAACAACAAACCGUUAGGAGCAUUGCAUCUAUACUCUUGGAGCCGGAUAGAAAACUCCUUAUCUGGCACGUUUCACUGGGAUAAGCGGGUUCCUGCAGCAUCUAUCAAGGCCGCUCCGCCAUGGCGUCAUAUCCCUUCUCUGCCAGAGAUUCUGAUAUCAUCAGCUCAUUUACCAGGAAGGCCGACAAUGAGAGAACUCAUCCUUUCUCAAACCCAAUUAAAGCUAUAUAUAGUGUGGUGCAAGUGAAGUGAAUAACCGAAUAGUUCGUUCGUUAUAUUUUACACCUCAGGUUUCCCUACAUUCUCCAGCCAUGUGAGAUUUUCGCCACCGAUGACCCCAGAAAGAGUCACAUAGGUGCCUAUAUAUAUACAACUACAUAUAAAGAGAGAAACAUCGCCCUGAUAAUGCCUGUCAAAGAACAUAACUACACCCUCUCCGUCACAGCUGGCCCCAGCUACAACCCCUCAACCCACAAGCCAGUCGCCGUCAACUCCCCCAUACCCCACCUCAUAGAAACAGAGCACGCAACCAUCGACCUCCGCGUACGCAUACAAGACUACACUGGCCUCCCGCCCAACUCCCCGCGCACCUCUCCAUACUUCUCCCACCCAACCCGCACAAAAGACCAAUACUCCAUCGCCGUCUCCUUCGUCCCCAAGCACGCGAUUCCCGGCUCGGAACUCGUCUUCGGCAACGAUUUCGACCGUCCUAUCCGCGACCGGUUGCCGCCGGGCACGAACCAGGCGCUGAGGAUCGUUCAGUGGACUAUUGACCCCGGUUUGGAGGGGGAUGCGUAUGCGGAUAAGCCAUAUUUGUAUGGGGCGGCGUUGUCGAGUUGGAACUAUUUGAGGGUUUGCGGGGUUGCUAAGGAGAGGAAGGGUGGGGAUGCGGUGGUGGGUGGAGAGGGGGAAGGAAAGGGAAUUGGAAAUAGCGAGGAGGAGAUCAUUGAAGAAGGUGGGGAGGGUAGUGGGCAGGAAAUGAGGAGAAAAUUAGGUGUUCCUGACGACCCUGCGGGGAGGAGAAAGUUCUUUCUAACUGAGGGGAAUCGGGAGCGGUUUGAGUUUGAGGAGGGGAGGCUGUAUAAAGCGGAUUUUGGGAAUGGGUAUUUGGGGUUUAAUGAUUUCUCCCUCCGUCUUCCCGGGUUUAAAAUUAAGGUGACUAAAUACAUCGAUGCGAAGAACCAUCAGCUGCGCUAUGUGCUGAAGAAUAAGCGCACGGGGGAUGUAUAUUUUGUAGUGUUGUUCACGUUACUUUUGGGUCGGGGGAGCGUGGAGGAUGAUUGGGAUGAUGAAAACGCCAAUGAUGCCGACGAUGUGGAUGAGGACAACGGUGAGAAUACGGAAGGUAGCGAUGAUAGAAGGUAUUAUGACGACGACGAGGGUGUCGAUUGAUUUUUGCUGUGAAUAUUUUGAAAUGAUGUUUUUUCGACGCGUGAGGUGGUCGCCAUUGUUAGCAGGCCGCCCCUUUAGAUCGUUUGCUUACUCUAAUAGUUUUUAACAUACAUUGCGUCGGAAAUUGGGAUUGGAAUUUUGGGAGUACAUACCGGCUCAAGCGGUUCGAUAUCUCUAGGAUGAUAAGGCGAUUUUAAUAUAUGGAUGGUGUUGUGCCGGUGGCUGGAGAAGACAAGCAUCGAUUAAUCUUGAAAUCUAUCUAUUUUGAAUAACAAUAAGUACCCAUUGGCCCAUCGUUUGUGCGCCUUUUUGCUUCUAAC